AGAACCCUGGAGACCCUGAAGUGCUGGCUUGGGAGGAGGACCCAGUUCUCUGGCUUCAAACAGGGACUCAGGGCGGUUCCCGCACACAUGGCGAGAAGCCACCUGGACUGGCUGAGGCCCUGCUGCUUCCUGGCCUGGGGACCUCUGGCACUUCUCAGAGCCUCGUCCUCAAGGUUGGACAGAAGCAGUCCUCGCUGUGUAACGUGGUUGGGAGGGUCUUGGUAACCUUGGCAAAGACUUAGGCAGUGCUUACUGUGUUCCAGGCACUGCUCUUUACCUGAUGGAGAAGCUGAGGCAUAAAGAGAUCAGAUAACACAGCUAGAAAAGAUGGAGACGCUGAAAGACAAGAGCCUGGAGGAGCUGGAGAAGAUGCAGAAUGACCAGGAGGCCAUUGACCGGCUGGCCCAGGAGUCCCCUGAGGUCCAGGACCUGCAGCUGGAGCGUGAGAUGGCACUGGCCACCAACCGGAGCCUGGCCGAGCGGAACCUGGAGUUCCAGGGGCCCCUGGAGAUCAGCCGCUCCAACCUCUCAGACAAGUACCAGGAGCUCCGCAAGCUGGUGGAGCGCUGCCAGGAGCAGAAGGCGAAGCUGGAGAAAUUUUCUUCAGCACUGCAGCUAGGGACCUUGUUGGACCUCCUGCAGAUCGAAGGCAUGAAGAUCGAAGAGGAGUCUGAGGCCAUGGCUGAGAAGUUCCUGGAGGGCGAGGUGCCCUUGGAGACGUUUCUGGAGACCUUCUCCUCCAUGAGGAUGCUGUCCCAUCUGCGCCGGGUUCGCGUGGAGAAGCUCCAGGAUAUAAUGAGGAAACCCAGGGCGUCCCUGGAGCCGGCUGGCGAUGCCCCUCCUCCCCGCCCACCUCCCCCACCUCGUCCCAGCCCCCAGGCGACACCCCCUGUGGCUGAAGAUCGGCAGCCACCACCACCGCUGCCACCGCCGCCCCAGCCAUCAGUGGUCCCUCCCUACCCUCUGCCCUACAGCCCCUCUCCGGGCAUGUCCGUGGGCCCCACCGCCCACGGAGCGCUCCAGCCGGCCCCCUUCCCCGUGGUCUCCCAGCCCUCCUUUUCCUACAGUGGGCCUCUGGGGCCCCCGUACCCGUCAGCCCAGCCGGGACCCAGGGCUUCCGCGGGCUACUCCUGGUCCCCGCAGAGGAGCACGCCACCCCGGCCGGGCUACCCCGUGGCCCCCACUGGUGCCUCUGGCCCUGGGUACCCCGUGGCGGGGGGCCGGGCCCCCAGUCCUGGUUAUCCUCAACAGCCCCCCUACCUCUCGCCAGGAGGAAAACCGCCAUACCCAACGCAGCCCCAGCCCCCGGGCUUCGCAGGCCAGCCUCAGCCUCCCUACCCCCCUGGGCCCGCCCCUCCCUAUGGGUUUCCACCGCCUCAGGGACCCACCUGGCCGGGCUAUUAGACACGGUCUUGGCCCUUGGCCCGUCCCUACGUCCACCUGUACCACAACCUCCGGCCCACCUCCUGCUGAGAUUCGAGGUUAAAUUGGAAGUGGAGUUGGCUCCCCGUGGAAUCGUGUCCCCCUCGGGGGACUGGGGGGACUGGCUGGGGGUGCACACGCUGGGAAAGGCACCGGGCAGGGCGGUGUGGCCAGCUGGGCCACACCUCAUGGUCCCAGCGCUUGCCGGCCUCCCGGGGGAAGGGAGCGCCUGGUUUCAGUGACUGGCUUCGGCUUUUCUGGUGCUCGCCAGGCGGGGUAGCCAUUCCUCUCCGUGGGUGCCUGGUGAAGGAGCGGAUGCGUGCGUUUGUGGACAGCUCCUUGUGGCUGUACUCCCUCGAGGACAUCUGAACAGAAGGCGGAGUUAUCCUGGAGAUGGGCUGCCCAGGUCUCUGGCCCCGCCCAGCCCCUCCCUCUCUGGGAUCUGGCACUUUCCGCGUGGUCCCCACUCUACGGGGAGGGAUGUAUUAGCUUUUUCUGUCUCUCUGGUCCAUUCAAAGAUGGCCUGCCCCACACUCCAUGGCAGGGUUGAAUCAGGGGGAGAGAGCAGAAUUAGGAAAAACACAUUUACCGAUUUUUAAGUGACCUAAAAGCCAUAAUUGAACUCUGAUAGGCUGACGUCAGGUAAGCUUGUCCUGUUGGAAUGACGGCAGCAGAGCCAGCUUGGCGAGCAGACUGGGGACCGUGCAGGUGGACCCAAGACCUUGCUCGCCUGGCUGGAGAAUCUGGGGGCUGCCUGGACCCUCUGGCUCGAGGUGAGGGAGCAGCCCUGGCCCAGCAGACUGUGGUCACAUCAGGGGCUCCUUUAGGAGUGGAGGGCUGCGCCACCUCCCCUGACCUCUUGUCCGGGGCCCUCCGCUUCUGGUUGACUUCUGAGGCCCACCCCAUCGGUCCACUCCUUUAGUGCCUUGAAUCUCAUCCACAGCAGCCCUCUCCCUUCAUCCCCUGCCUCUGACUCCUAGAUGUAACUCUCCCCCAGUCCCCAGAGCCCUCCUAAGACAGCCAUCAAAAGAUACCCUACUGUGGUGCUUUCCAAAACA
Messenger RNA from Phacochoerus africanus (Common warthog), 2480 nucleotides. It is a transcript of the gene VPS37C, whose product is annotated as VPS37C subunit of ESCRT-I. Lineage: Eukaryota; Metazoa; Chordata; Mammalia; Artiodactyla; Suidae. Gene Ontology annotation, cellular component: ESCRT I complex. The transcript has 5 exons. The record is from RefSeq and is a predicted model, not a curated record. Bases 328 to 1404 code for a protein of 358 amino acids. Gene Ontology annotation, biological process: protein targeting to vacuole; ubiquitin-dependent protein catabolic process via the multivesicular body sorting pathway; protein targeting to membrane.